Messenger RNA from Rotaria sordida, 266 nucleotides. The record is from the annotation of a GenBank genome assembly. Lineage: Eukaryota; Metazoa; Rotifera; Eurotatoria; Philodinida; Philodinidae.
AAGGAUUUCCACCACUUUAUAUAACAGUUGGUACAGAUGAAAUAUCAAUUGAUGCAAUUCGUGAUAUGAGUGAGAAAAUGAAAUUAUCAGGUGUAGAAGUUAUAUUAGAUGAAGGUGAAGGAUUGAUGCAUACAUAUGCUUUAUUUCAUCUGUGGUCAUCUCAAAGUAGAUGGGCUCAAGAGAAAAUUCAUCAAUGGAUUCAAGAACAAUUGUUAAUUGGAAUGCAAUCAAAAUUCAAUAUAGAUAGGGCUACAACAAAUCCAUAG